AGCUUGCUGGUCAUUGUCAGUGCUGUCUGAGCAGGCAGUACCUUAGCUACCUGCCGCCCCCGAGAAUCGCUUUUUUUCUUCUCCAUGAUUUUCAUCAGGUCCUCUUGCCUUUCAUGCUUUCCUUCAACUCUGGUAGUUGUUAUACCAUCUUACCACGUUCCAAGCUAUGGCCACCUAUGUCACCGAGCAGAGUACAACUGCGAUUGGGAUUCUUUUCCCCACGUUAGCGAUAAUAUUGCUAGGUAUUCGUACCUAUGGGCUUUUUCGGCAUUACUCUCGACGUGAUAUCGGUAUCGAUGAUGUCCUGAUUGUACCGGCGGCGUUUCUCACGGUUACAUCUGGCGUUGCGAUGGCGAUAGGGGCACAAAUGCACAUCAUCGGUGGCCAUUCCCUUGACGGCUCAUGGGGGCCUGAAGAUAACGUCAAGCUUGGAAAGUUCGAGUACGCCUUCUGGAUGGGCCAUAUCCUCGCCAUCGGCUUCAUCAAACUUACCCUGCUCUUCUUCUUCCGGGGUUUGUUUAAGGGCCGGGCCGAACGAACAGCAUUCGACUACUCAAACUGGAUACUCAUUGUCCUUGUAAUACUCUGGACAGUCUUGUUUCUCUUUCUCGAGAUAUUCGCCUGCGGGCUAAGGCCAGAGUCCGGAUGGGAAAGCUUCGAGUCUUUGAGAACCAAGUGCAUGGACACCUUCGGCAUGCUAACCGGUUGUUCCGUCUUUAGCUGGGUGCUGGACCUGGCUAUCUUUAUCGAGCCGUUGAUCAUGAUCCGGACGCUGAACAUGAGUCUAAAGCGGAAAGUGCAGGCGUCGAUUGUUUUUCUUUUCAGUGGCUUUGCCGUGAUUGCAGGACUCUUGCGGAUGAUUCCCUGGAUUCAGAUCUACAUGCAAGAUGUCAGGAAUCCCACCAUCAGAAUCCUUGCUGACGAUUUGCCGGUAACUGAUCAAGAAGGGGUCGUAUCAAUUGUUCUAUUCUGGACAUACAUGGAAAUUGGCGUCGGAUUCAUUGUCUCCUGCGUACCCCGAAGCGCUUGGAUCUGGGACAAGCUCCCAUCUCUCACGCCCUUGCUAUCCAAGAUGUCGCGAUCUUUUACUUCAGUCGCAUCCCGCUCAUCGACUACCAAGACAGGCACGGCUGACCAUGAUAGCGAACGGAAAGCUCAAGGGAUGCAUUCCGAGCUUCACUCACAGAGAUCACUCGUCAAUAUGAAGGGCACUUCAAUCGGUAGCCGGAGAUCAUCCGAGAACCUUGAAUUGGGAAUCAUGUCAUAGGGAAAAUAGCGCGAUGCUGAUGGCGUUGCCCACCUCAUGUUUUGGAAUUGCCAGUCUGGGGUUCAGGGGUUCAGGGGUUCAGGGGUACUUAACUUGAUGUAAGCAAACACCCCAAAAGGCUUGGGCCAAUGCCAAAGUUAUCGCAAUUUACAACAUGCCCAA
This is a messenger RNA of Podospora pseudocomata, 1429 nucleotides long. RefSeq lists its product as uncharacterized. The coding region runs from base 167 to 1267 and encodes 366 amino acids. The record is from RefSeq and is a predicted model, not a curated record. NCBI's taxonomy places the organism in Eukaryota, Fungi, Ascomycota, Sordariomycetes, Sordariales, Podosporaceae. The transcript has 8 exons.